This is a messenger RNA of Purpureocillium takamizusanense, 1770 nucleotides long. Its product is annotated as Glucan 1,4-alpha-glucosidase. Bases 1 to 1770 code for a protein of 589 amino acids. Lineage: Eukaryota; Fungi; Ascomycota; Sordariomycetes; Hypocreales; Ophiocordycipitaceae. Gene Ontology annotation, molecular function: glucan 1,4-alpha-glucosidase activity; starch binding. The transcript has 2 exons. Gene Ontology annotation, cellular component: fungal-type vacuole. The record is from RefSeq and is a predicted model, not a curated record. Gene Ontology annotation, biological process: polysaccharide catabolic process.
AUGUUCAAAGGACUGGUAAGCGGCCUUGUGGCCGUCGCCGCGUUGCAAGACCUUGUGGCGGCUUCGCCAUCGCUGCACCGCCGCAACCGCUGCACCGAGCUCGAAGAAUUCAUCAAAAAGCAGAACAAAGUCUCCAUCGACGGUGUUCUCGCAAACAUUGGCCCCGAUGGAGCAAAGGCCAAGGGCGCGUCCCCCGGCGUCGUCGUGGCCAGCCCGUCCAGGUCCGAUCCCGACUACUGGUACACAUGGAGCCGAGACGCCGCUCUGACAUACAAGGUCCUUGUCGAGCGCUUGAUCCACGGUGAUAAGUCGCUCCAAUCGCGGAUUGAUGACUACGUCUCCGCCCAAGCCGAGCUACAAGGCCUCACAAACCCCUCUGGCGGCCCAGACUCGGGCGGCCUCGGCGAGCCAAAGUUCAACGUGAACCUGACCGCCUUCACCGGCUCAUGGGGCCGCCCACAGCGCGACGGGCCCGCCUUGAGGGCCACGGCACUCAUCCUCUACGCCAACUGGCUCGUGGACAACGGCGCCCGCGACCAGGCCGUCGACAAGGUGUGGCCAGUGAUCGCCAAGGACCUCGACUACACGACGCGGUUCUGGAACCGGACAGGCUAUGACCUGUGGGAGGAGAUCAACGGGUCAUCCUUCUUCACGCUCUCGGCGUCGCACCGCGCCCUGGUCGAGGGCGCCGCGCUGGGCAAGACGCUGGGCAAGACGUGUACCGACUGUGCCGCGUCGGCGCCCAAGGUGCUAUGCUUCAUGCAGAGCUUCUGGGUUGGCGGGUACAUCGACUCCAACAUCAAUGUCAAUGACGGCCGUACGGGCAAGGACGUCAACUCCAUCAUCUCGUCCAUCCACACGUUCGAUCCGGAGGCGGACUGCACCGACGCCACCUUCCAGCCGUGCUCUGCGAGGGCCCUCGCAAAUCAUAAGGCGGUGACGGACUCGUUCCGCACUAUCUAUGGCGUCAACAAGGGCAUCCCGCAAGGCAGGGCCGUAGCCGUGGGCCGGUACGCCGAAGACGUGUACUACAACGGCAACCCGUGGUACCUGGCCACCAACGCCGCCGCCGAGCAGCUAUACGCCGCUCUGUACCAGUGGAAGCGAAUUGGGUCGAUUUCCAUCACGGACGUGUCGCUGCCCUUCUUCAAGGACCUCAUUCCCGAUAUCAAGACCGGCAAAUAUGACAAAAACAGCAAGGAAUUCAAAUCGAUCACGAAAGCCGUCAAGUUGUAUAGCGAUGACUUCCUGGCCGUGGGCAAGAAGUAUACGCCGGCAGAGGGGUCUUUGUCGGAGCAAUUCGAUAGGAACUCGGGGGCGCCGGAGUCAGCGGUUGACCUGACCUGGUCCUACGCCUCCUUCAUCAGCGCCACUGAACGUCGUGUGGGCAUCAUGUCACGUUCGUGGGGUGAGCGGGGAGCGAACACCGUCCCCUCGGUUUGCGAACCCGCUCCUUCGUGCGACGUAGACGUCACGUUCAACGUACGAGCCACCACGGUUGCCGGUGAGACCGUUUUCGUUGUGGGAGGCAUCACCGAACUGAGCAAUUGGUCUCCUGCCAACGGCAUUCCACUGGCAGCGUCAAAAGAUACGUCUGGAGGCCCUCUCUGGAAAGCCAAGGUCAAGAUUCCGUCAGAGACGAGCUUCGAGUACAAGUACAUCAAGAAGAACGGCAACGGCGAUGUGACGUGGGAGAGCGACCCGAACAGGAGCGGGAAGACGGGCAAGGAGUGUAAUGCUGCGGAAACGCUCGACGAUGAGUGGAGGUAA